AUGCAUGACGAGCACCCCUACAAGCGCACCCUCCCCAGCAGCGGCAGCGCGAACAUCCUGGGCGGCGGGGACAGGAGCGGCCGUGGCACCGGGAGCGGCGGCGGCGGCGGCGGCGGGGCAGCCAUCAUCGCUGACGCCUCUGCUGCGCAGCUUCGGCAGUUGCAGGCGCAACAGCAGCGGCAGCAGCAGCUACAGCAGCAGCAGCAGCAGCAGCAGCAGCAGCAGCAGCAGCAGCAGCAGCCCCGGCCGAAGGCGGCGGGCUCGCCCCCUGCAGCCACUGCGGCCCGCGCGCCCGAAGGCGACGGCGCCGCCUCGCUGUGGGACCCCGGCGCCGCCGGAGGCGGGGGCGCUGUGGCCCCGGCCGCGGCCGCGCAGCGCUCGUUGGACGGGGCGGGGCUGCCGGUGCUGGAGCUGUCUGUUCUCACUGGGCCGGCGGCGGGGGCGGCGUUCUCUGCAGGGGGAGACAGCUUGGAGCUCGUCAUUGGUCGCCACCCGGGCUGCAGCGCAUGCAUCCCGGACCCGGAGAUAUCCAGUCGCCACGCAGUGCUGGCGUGGAGCCAAGAAGACCAGCUGUGGACACUGGUGAGGCGCCCGCCCCCUCAAACCCCCUUUUAA
Monoraphidium neglectum is the source of this 615-nucleotide messenger RNA. RefSeq lists its product as hypothetical. Gene Ontology annotation, molecular function: protein binding. The record is from RefSeq and is a predicted model, not a curated record. The transcript is spliced from 2 exons. NCBI's taxonomy places the organism in Eukaryota, Viridiplantae, Chlorophyta, Chlorophyceae, Sphaeropleales, Selenastraceae. Bases 1 to 615 code for a protein of 204 amino acids.